Hypomesus transpacificus is the source of this 2497-nucleotide messenger RNA. It is a transcript of the gene rpap2, whose product is annotated as RNA polymerase II associated protein 2. The record is from RefSeq and is a predicted model, not a curated record. Gene Ontology annotation, cellular component: cytoplasm; nucleus. The coding region runs from base 50 to 1993 and encodes 647 amino acids. Gene Ontology annotation, molecular function: RNA polymerase core enzyme binding; RNA polymerase II CTD heptapeptide repeat phosphatase activity. Lineage: Eukaryota; Metazoa; Chordata; Actinopteri; Osmeriformes; Osmeridae. The transcript is spliced from 12 exons.
CUGACCCCAGCGACUUGCUGUAGAAACGUCACCGGAGAACAGAGAAAACAUGGAGAGAAAACGUAGCACACGUUCCUUAAAAUCUGGAAUAAAGGGUGGGAAUGCCGUUUCCUCUCUGGCUGCUAUAGAAGAAACAAGGAGAGGGAUAGUGACAGAGACCCUGAGAGAGAAGCUUGAACUGGAGAAGAGGGCCCUGCAGGUGGUUGAGCGUCUACUAGAGGAUAGCGUGGCAGAUGACGUUCUGGUUGAUUGUGCUAGGUUGAUUACCACUGGUGAUUACAAAGACACAAUUGAGGAGAGAGCCAUAGCAAAACUGUGUGGCUAUCCUGUCUGCUCCAGUAAACUGGGCAAUGUUCCUCAUCAAAAGUACAACAUUUCCACCAAGACCAAUAAAGUGUAUGACAUUACUGAACGAAAGUGCUUCUGCAGUAACUUCUGCUACAAAGCCUCCAAAGCUUUUGAGCUGCAGAUACCAAACAUCCCUCUAUGGCUGAGGCACCAUGAGAGUCUUCCAGAAGUGAUUCUAAUGAAGAGAGGGGACAGUGGGUGUGCUGGAGAGGAGGUGAAGCUCAGGGCACGGCGGCUCAAAGAGCAGGACAUUGAAAACCCGGUGGAAUCGGAGGCUCCCAGAGACCCCAGACGCUCCCCUCUUGGACUCAGCCAUAGUGACAGCAGUGACGAAGAGCAGGGCUUUGGCUCCAGUGGGGUUUCCCAACCACCCGGACCAAGGGUACACUGGGGCGAGCUGCCCACAAAGAACACUGGCGAGACCAAGCUCCAAAAAGUUGGAAGGGCUAAUGUCGGCGGAGAGAGUAGAGAGGAAAGGAAGGGAAAGGAGAAAGGAAAGACUGAGGAGGAGUCAAAGGAAUCCCAAACAGGGAGGCGCACGGAGUGUGUUGGACCCCGACAUCCCACAUCAGGGGCUAGUCACCCCAGCGAGCAGCCUCUUCUCCUGGAGGAGAGAGGCUCCCCAGAGGGCCAGUCUGUGGAAGAGGCUGCUGAUCUGCUGAGACACUGCACCAUGCAGGACAGGCGAGCAGUCCCAGCCAACCCUCCUGUACACAGGGACACGACCCCAACACACUGUAGACGGGAAAGUCCCGCGGAACCAACUCCUCCACAACACAAUAACCUCCCUCCAGCAUCACAUCCCCUGCCCGGCCUUGACAUCACCCAGGUGGGCAUGAGCAGGAGAGGAGCGGCUGGGCUCCGUGGUCUCCUGAAGACGGAGGUACUGACGGACUUGAUCCAUGUCAACCUUAUAGAAGGCCUGCGCGGGACCUUCAGCGAGUGGAGGACUGAAGAAACAAUGAGGUUCCUAUAUGGUCUAGACCACAACUCUAACCCACCACUGACGGAGAGACAGGUGAAGAUGGAGGCGGAGGAGGAGGAGGAGCUGGAUGAAGAUGAUCUGGACGAUGUGGUGGAAGCCAAGGGCCAGGGGGGAGAGCCUGGGCACUAUGGGGGGGCUUGGAGACCCUCGGCUCCUGCCCCAGACUACCACACCCUGCGUAGGCACACGGAGGAGCAGGAUCUGAGGGUGAAAGAGUUCUACAAAGGCACAUAUGUUCUGCCUCAGAAUGUUGGGCAUGGAGAUUCAGAGGACCAGACGGGGAAGGAUCUAUCUCUCCCUCUGGUUGACUCCCAUGCCCAGCACCUCAUCCAGAAGCGUAUAGCCAUUGAGAAACUCACAAGAAGUCUCGGAGUUGUUCUGGGACCGCUGUGUCUCACCAUGAGUGACGUCUUCAGUGACCUCAGCAGUCUGGUGCGGACCUUCAGAUUCACCAAUACCAACAUCAUUCACAAAACCCCCGAGUGGACCCUGAUUGCUGUGGUGCUCCUCCAUGUGCUAUCGGAGGUGUCUCCCGAGGUACAGAAAGCCCUUGAGAGCCCAGGGUCUGUACAGUACCUCUCUACUCUUAUGGACAAACUCACCAUCAAUGCUCAGGACUUGCAGAGCUUAGUACAGCUGCUCAAGGCCCCAUCUCACUGACACCCAUACCAAAUUUACGAUAGAAUUUAGAGACCUGGGGGGGCUUGUGCAGUCAUCUACUGAUAAACUGUAUAAUGGAAUAUCUUGGGUUUAUAUUCUUUGGUCCUUAACUAAUUUACAAAUAUUUUUCCAAGCAUUAAAAUGCACAUUAUUGAAUCGUGGACUUGUGCAUGUGUUAAGUUCUUCCAAGUUUAGUAGAUCAGGUCUUUGCAGUGUCUUCUGUUUUUAUGACUUUGACUGUAAUGCCUAAUCACUGUGUACACAAUCUGUGAAUAGAUGUCUAAAUCAGAAGAGUUUAAAACACCACAUGUUAAACCUAUACCCUGUCUCUGUACAACCUAAUAAAUUACACUCAAUUGCCUUUUAGGAUACCUUUUAAAUGAUUGGACAAAAAUGGUGACGCUAUUUUCCUCCCAACUUCCUUCACAGGAACUUUAUGGUGUCAUAAUUUAAUUUGUUUGAAGUGUGUUAACAAAGCUUGGGUGAGAAAAUAUUUGGUGUUGA